AUGAAGUUAAACAGCAAUGGGUCGCAUUCAUUUGGAACUUUGAAAUUAUCAGAUUCUGAUAUGUUUCCCGCAAUGUCUAUCAACUCAUAUUUCACUGACAAAAACUAUGAUUCGUUUGUCAAUUACUUCUCCAAUCGACCCGGCUACAACUAUAAUAAUCCAAUCGAUUACAUUCCACUGAAUACUUUUGAAACCCCAAACUAUAUACUUUCUAACACAAUUAACAACAAUUCUACCGAAUGGAACUCUCUCAGUAAUAUUUUACGUUCUCAUUUCAAUUCUAACGACCCUUUUGACAUGACGCAGCUGAAUAUAAUAUCACAAUUGUUGGACACUACUCAGCAAGAAGACUCUAACGAUUAUGUUGACAAUUUUUUUAACGUAUCUAAUGAUUAUUCCAAUGGUCAACGUCUACAAAAUGUAUUAAAUAAUGAAUUAUCAUGCAAUCCCAUCUCAAAUAACUCUGUUGAUUACACAAUUAGAUACACCAACCAAUUGGAUAAGUUAGGCAAUGAAGUUGAUAAUAGUUAUUACAUUAACAAUGUUGGCAACACCGUCUCAGAUGGACAUAAUAAAUAUGACCAUGGUGAUGAGGUCUAUGAAUAUGAUAAAUUGGAGCAUAAUUACGAAGAUUUUGUGUCUUACGAUGUGAUGGCGGAUUAUUGCACCAGUGAUGACACAUUUUUUGCCCGGCAUAAUGGGGAAAAUUUACAAAAUCUGUCAAAUAUCAUUGCUAAUAAUAAUGGUGUGGAUGCCAGAAGAAAAAAUAUGGAUUUGAACAAGGAUGAGCAGAGUGAAGAAACAGGUGUUUCAGAUAUUUAUGUUUCAUGGAUUCCCAAGAAUGCACGUUGCAAGCUAGUGCAUGAGUUGCCAGACACUGUAGAAGAAUGCGAAAAAUACCCCGAAUACGUAGCCGCCCGAGAUAAAAUGCUUGUUGUUCUUCAAAAACUUGGAUUUUUUCACGUAGAAUCCAUCACAUUUCACCCUCCCCGGGGCUCUCACAUCAUAAUCCGCUUCUUAAAUAAGAAUAUUGAAACUAUUUUCUUGCAGAGGUACAAAGAUUGCCCCCACCAGUGGAAAUUGGACAUGCACAAGUAUUACAAGUUUUCCAAGAAGGUGAUUGGUUACAUCAAAAACUUGCGUGUUGACACAGUGAAUAAGCGCAUAAAAAGUCGAUUAACCAAGUGA
This is a messenger RNA of Babesia microti strain RI, 1188 nucleotides long. RefSeq lists its product as hypothetical. The record is from RefSeq and is a predicted model, not a curated record. Lineage: Eukaryota; Apicomplexa; Aconoidasida; Piroplasmida; Babesiidae. Bases 1 to 1188 code for a protein of 395 amino acids. The transcript has a single exon.